AUUCUUUUAGCCAAUACAUUUAGGAUCAUUUCUAUAGGGUGAAGAGGUUGAGAGCUAAUGAACUAUAGAUAUUUCAGAGUAUUCAAGAUAAGUCUCCUCCAAAACUCCCAUCUCCAACACCCCAAACCGUAAACCUCUCCAAGAACUAGGGUUUUUAGAUCCCCUUCUCGCAGGAGCUUUUCCGCCAUCGAUGCCCAGCGUUUUCAAGCUCCUCAUGAUCCUCUCCACUCCUCUUCCACUCCGUCCCUCAGCUACAAUCCACUUUGCCCGCCACUCCCGCCUGCCGCUCGACGUUCUUUCCUCCACAGUUGCUUCUCGUGGCCUCCUUCUCUCCGUUGUGCCCUCUUUAAAGUUUGGGUUUUCUAUUAGAGCGGCGGAGCAAGUCCACACGCAGGCAAUUGCCAAAGAAGGGUGCAGCGAGACAGUGACUUCAUAUCCUGGUCUCAAGGAUUCGUAUUCAUGGCCGGAGUGGUCGAAGCUGACAGGUCAUCUGUUGGCUAAAGGUUACUCGCGGCGUCAAGUUACUACCGGUGAUCAGGAUGAUUCCAUGUUGACGGACAAGGAUUUGCCUGAGGAGUUUUUGAGGGCUGCCGAGGCUUGCUUAGACUUUGCAAGGGAACGACCUGAUGUAUUGAGGCUUCUUACCAAGAAGUAUAUAAAGGGAGUUGUAGAGAAUGCUUCUCCGUUUUUGUUCAAGAAUGGUGACAAGUCAGUCAGUCGCAUGAGGUUGUUUUUAAGUGGCGAUGCAAGUGCUGCACCGGAGCCUGAAAAGGCACAAACUAUUGAUAUCAUGCGCUACUUGUUGAGUUAUAUGUAUAAACCUUACUCUCCUUCAAAUGGGAACCAGCUUAAAGAUUAUGAAUCUGUUGAAACAUCUGUGCGGAAAUUGUUGCUUGAGUUAUUUAAUUUCAGUGGAACUGUCUGGAGAUCUAAAUUGACAGAACUAACCAAGAAACAACUUCCCUUGGGGAAUGAGCAAUUGUCAAGAUCUCCAGGGCAAAGUAUCGAGAUGAAAAGGGGCGAUUGGAUUUGCCAAAAGUGUACUUUUAUGAACUUCGCUAGGAACAUGGCUUGCCUGGAAUGUGGUGAGGGUCGACCUAAAAGGCACUUGACUGGUGCAGAAUGGGAAUGCCCUCAAUGUGAUUUCUUCAAUUACGGGAGGAACACAUCAUGCCUAAGGUGUGACCACAAGCGUCCUGGAGACGAGCUGCUAAGUCCUUCCUCUGCUGCUGGUGUGGAACACACCAGAAGUUCAAAUAUUGAGCAAAAUAUCUCAGUUUCUAGGCAAGAAAGUUCCAUAAGAUCAGGGCCUGAUGAUGCUUCUGAUUCAAUCAGCCGUAGUUUGGAUAGGAUACUAGGCCGUUCAUCAUCAACUCCAUCAGGAAAUAUGUCUACUUCUGGAGAUAAUAAUACUUCAGGUUUAGGUAAUUUUAGCUCCUCGCAGUCGAGGCAGAACAUGGCAAAACAGAGAAGAAACCCUGACAGCGUUCCUUUCGUCCCUUUACCUCCAGAUAUGUUUAGGAAAGCUCAGGAAUCAAACGAUGGUGUGCAACAAUCUUCAGACAAAGAGGUUGCUUCUUCCCGUGAUUUAAUUGAUUCUCUGUUUAAGACCUCUGAGAACUCAUUAAAGAGUGAUAACACUGAAGAAUCUUCAAAUGCAUCACUAAGGUGGUCCAAAACGGCUGCUGAACUUGAAAAUGUGAAAGAUCCAGCAAAUGCUGUGUCUGAUGAUGACUUCCCAGAUAUCAUGCCGAUACGCAAAGGAGAGAACAGAUUUGUAGUCAGCAAGAAGAAGGAUCGGUCCUUGACUUCGCCUGCAUAUAAGAGGCGACUAGCCAUGGAACAAGCUAAUAAUUACAACUACGUUCCCUUUGUACCUUUCCCUCCAGGUUAUUUUGCCAAGAAAGACAACCAGCUGGCCACCGAUUCCACUGAAAGCUCUGCACCUUUGGAUAAGGUUGAAGCCUUAACAUCAUCAGAGCAAUCUGGUGGUGAAAGUUCUGGGGAUAGUUAUAAAGCUGAAUAUUCUGGUAUGAACUUGAAGCAGAAUAAUCCCAACUCAUCAAACCAGCAAUCUAACUCAUGGAAUAACAAUACUUAUUCAUCUCAGGCGCCUAUUACUUCAGCAAACUACGACACUGCAAAUUCAACCAGACCAUCUAAUAACUCCUGGAAUAACAAAAAUAACUCUCAUGGUGGAUCAACUGCAAAUCCAACUCAGUCAUCAGGUAGCUCAUGGAAUAGUGGAUCUGCUCAUGUAAACAAUGUCUCUGUUGGUAUUUCUCAGCAAUCACAGAAUCGUCAAAAUAGUGGCGAUAUUCCAAGUGGAGGUUAUUCUGGGAAGAGUUUGGAAGGAUCCUGUGUUAAGGAGCCGGAUCCUCUGGAUAUGUCUGAGGAGGCAAAAGCGGAGAGAUGGUUCCGCAGAGCAGCACAGAUCAAGGAUAUUUCAGAGCUCAGCCAAAUUCCUGAUGAAGAUUUUCCAGAAAUCAUGCCUAUGAGGAAGGGUGUGAACAGAUUUGUUGUGAGCAAGAGGAAGACCCCUCUUGAGAGGAGACUAACAUCUCCACAAUACAGAAGAAACUUGCCAGUUGUGAGUUCUGAACCAGAGAAGGAUGCAAGCAACUGAAGGGAGCAAUCAAAAUCAUUCCAUAUUUGCGGCAGCAAGCAGGAUGGUAAGAGAUUUACAUGUUGCAUGUUCUGCUUAUUUUUAAAGAAGAAAUUCUUCUUGAAAUUUUUAUUAGAAGAAUGAACUAUAUGAAACUUUUGUUUAAAGACCAUGUGGAUUGUGGAAUUUAGUGAUGUAUUUUUUAUAAUUUUCUAAAUUUCUUUUGAAUGUGGAAUCAUAAAAACUCUUAUGUUUCA
This is a messenger RNA of Dendrobium catenatum, 2862 nucleotides long. Its product is annotated as zinc finger protein VAR3, chloroplastic. The transcript is spliced from 5 exons. The coding region runs from base 191 to 2626 and encodes 811 amino acids. Gene Ontology annotation, cellular component: cytoplasm. Lineage: Eukaryota; Viridiplantae; Streptophyta; Magnoliopsida; Asparagales; Orchidaceae. Gene Ontology annotation, molecular function: mRNA binding. The record is from RefSeq and is a predicted model, not a curated record.